GAUCUCUCUGGACUCGCGUCGGAGGAGCAGCAGGAGGAGGAGGAGGCAGUCCGGCGCUCUCCCUGCCCGAGAUGAUGGCUGUGCGGGGUCUUAUGGGCGGGAUGGGCGGCCUGAUGGGCGGCAUGGGCGCGGCGAACCCGUCUCUGGGCCUCCUUCACGGAUUCCCGCCUCCGUUUCAGCUGACGGCAGAACUGGGGACCAGAGCAAGGAAAACCCUGCAGGUGUCAGGCCCCUUAAAUGCAUCAACUGUGAGUAUGUGACUACGGACAUGACAACCCUCCUCGACCAUCUGGACUCCCACUACUCCGUCAGGACCUUCCUCUGUGUCCACUGCACCCGCGCCUUCCCUGGUCCUAGAGAGCUCAACGCCCACAACCAGCCUGGCCAAUGCCCCUACAGGGAGACCUAAUCAGUCAGCUCUAGAUUAUUGUUUGCUUGGAUCCAGCACUGAAAGAUGAUCAUAUACAAGAAGCAUGAUUACAAGAUAACUGAUUAAAUGAAUAGCAAAAUAGCCUAACAUGUCCUUGUAACUAUGUGCACAAGAAUGUAUUUUUGUAUCCCAUUCUCUGUGGGGGUACCUCUUUAUCAGUUAAUCGUAUUUAUGAUUAUUCUCAUUUCACCAAAAAGUAUCUAAC
Molecule: messenger RNA, 635 nt
Organism: Penaeus vannamei (Pacific white shrimp)
Lineage: Eukaryota; Metazoa; Arthropoda; Malacostraca; Decapoda; Penaeidae
Source: RefSeq, a predicted model, not a curated record